Molecule: messenger RNA, 3360 nt
Organism: Pundamilia nyererei
Lineage: Eukaryota; Metazoa; Chordata; Actinopteri; Cichliformes; Cichlidae
Product: potassium voltage-gated channel subfamily D member 2-like
Exons: 5
Coding region: 377-2173 (598 amino acids)
Biological process (GO): protein homooligomerization; potassium ion transmembrane transport; action potential
Cellular component (GO): voltage-gated potassium channel complex; postsynaptic membrane; neuronal cell body
Molecular function (GO): protein binding; A-type (transient outward) potassium channel activity
Source: RefSeq, a predicted model, not a curated record
UGUGUGAGAGCGAGCCUCCUCAGCGCAGCUUCGAGUCUGUCCUCGCUGCUCCUCGCGCUGCUCCUCGCGCUCAGCUCUCGACAUCAGGGGGACCGUUGGCGGGCAGAGCCUGGACAGAGCAUGCGUGGCGGCCGCGUGUGUGCGCGUGGAGCGGGUCCGAGCGGCGAAUCAAAGAGGAGAGCGACGCUCUGAGAGUUUUUCCCACUUUUACGCGUUUCUGUACACGCGCGGCACACGUGGACGUCCGUGACCCCGCCGCGUGGCACUGGUGCGUACGGCCCGUUCUUCGGGCUCCCCGGCUACCCCCUUCCCCCGCAUGUCCUCCCGCGGCUCGGCCUGACCCCUCUCUGAGCGCGCGCACGGCUCUGGGAGCAGCAUGGCGGCGGGAGUGGCCGCGUGGCUGCCGUUCGCACGCGCGGCGGCCAUUGGCUGGAUGCCGGUGGCCAGCACGCCCAUGCCACUGCCGCCCCAGGAGAAGCGGCGCACGAAGGACGGGCUGCUGGUGCUAAACGUGAGCGGCACGAGGUUCCAGACAUGGCGGGACACGCUGGAGCGCUACCCGGACACGCUGCUGGGCAGCACAGAGCGAGACUUCUUCUUCCACGAGGAGACCAACGAGUUCUUCUUUGACCGUGACCCGGACAUCUUCCGUCACAUCCUCAACUUUUACCGAACUGGGAAGCUGCAUUACCCCCGUCAGGAGUGCAUUGCGGCGUACGACGAGGAGCUGGCGUUCUUCGGCAUUGUUCCAGAGAUCAUCGGGGACUGCUGCUAUGAGGACUACAAGGACCGGCGGCGUGAGAACCAGGAGCGCAUCCAGGACGAUGAGGACAUUGAACAGUCCAAUGAGCCAGUGCCCGUUGACAUGAGCUUCCGGGAGAGCAUGUGGCGCGCCUUUGAGAAUCCGCACACAUCCACCAUGGCUCUGGUUUUCUACUAUGUCACCGGGUUCUUCAUCGCAGUGUCGGUGCUCGCCAAUGUGGUGGAGACGGUCCCGUGCGGUACCGCGCCCAGCCGUGUCAAGGUGAUGUCAUGUGGUGAGCGGUACGAGCUGGCCUUCUUCUGCCUGGACACUGCGUGCGUCAUGAUCUUCACCGUGGAGUACCUGCUCCGCCUGCUGGUCGCUCCCAGUCGCUACAAGUUUGUGAAGAGCGUGAUGAGCAUCAUCGACGUGGUGGCUAUCAUGCCGUACUACAUCGGCCUGGUCAUGACCGACAACGAGGACGUGAGUGGUGCCUUCGUCACACUACGUGUCUUCCGGGUGUUUCGGAUUUUCAAGUUCUCGCGGCACUCUGCGGGACUUCGCAUCCUGGGCUACACGCUGAAGAGCUGUGCCUCGGAACUCGGCUUCCUGCUCUUCUCGCUCACCAUGGCCAUCAUCAUCUUCGCCACUGUCAUGUUCUACGCCGAGAAGGGCAUGUCCGGGAGCAAGUUCACCAGCAUCCCCGCAGCCUUCUGGUACACCAUCGUCACCAUGACGACCCUGGGAUAUGGUGACAUGGUGCCAAAGACCAUUAUGGGGAAGAUCUUUGGUUCCAUCUGCUCUUUGAGUGGCGUGUUGGUCAUCGCCCUGCCGGUCCCUGUCAUCGUGUCCAACUUCAGCCGAAUCUACCACCAGAGCCAGCGAGCCGAGAAGAGAAGAGCGCAAAAGGCAUCCAAAGAAGCAGGACAGGCGCUGGUGUGUAAGGCCAACCCUAACUUCGAGGUGCAUCAUCAUCAUCUCUUGAACUGCCUGGAAAAGACCACGAAUCACGAGUUUGUAGAUGAGAAGACGUAUGAGGCGACCUGCAAGGAUGUUACACUGCUGAAGCAGGUUUCUUGCUCUUCCUCCAUCUCAUCCUCUUCAACUCAUGGCCUAAGCUCCUGCUGUGGCCGCAGGAAGAGGAAGACCUUCAACGUCCCAAACUCCAACAUGUCUGUGGGUCUGCAGGGCAGUCUCCAGGAGCUGAGCACCAUCCAGAUCAGGGAGCGACCAUUAACCAACAGUCGUUCCAGUCGAUCCAGUCUCAAUGCCAAAUUUGAGGAGACGGUUCCUUUAAACUGUGACCAACCCUACAUCACCUCCGCUAUCAUCAGCAUGCCCACGCCACCUGGCACCACCCCUGAAGGUGAUGAAUCUACCAGCUCCACUGACUACUCCCAGGCCAACAUUGUGCGGGUGUCUGCACUUUAGGCCCCAAAAAGACCCUCCCACACUACCACCCACUGCGCUGGAAGACGGCAGGCGUUGGCGGUCUACAGCUUGAACCACACCAGACUCAGAGUAGGCUUUGGUAGCUGCAUCAUGUGUCCACAAUGGAAGUGAUGGGUUAGCUUAAAUGCUUCAGACCUGCCGUGGAGAAGCAGGUCUACAGGUCACACUAAAACUGACUCUGAUUUGGACUGUAGUUGUUUAUUGUUCUCUCUUUUUCUUCUGGGAGGAUUUUUCCGCUGGCAAAAUAGCAGCCGCCUGACUGAAGGUGGAUCUCUGCUUCUUGCUGAGAGGACAUCACCACCACCAACGUAUCUUUGUCCUGAAUGGUGGCUUAGCGAGCCAGCACUAAGACACCAUUGGAUCAUUCUGAAAUAUGUUUAGCACAGAGACUGGCAGCUGGGGUCAACGCUUCACAUUCAUUAUAUGUUGAAUCCUCUUAGUCAGUUACUAGUCCAUUUAGCUGAAUUUGACUGUCUGGAGGUGGACUUUAGAGCCAGAAGCUUAAUGUGAGCUAACCAGACUUGUGUUUUAAUCAAGCUUUAACCUUUUAAAUUACCUGCAUUACUUUCAUAUUAGGUCUACCGUACUCCUUUGAAAGAUAAUGUAGAAAAUACAUAAAGCAUCAGACACAGCGUUUAGUUUAGGCUCAGAGGUCCUCAGCUGAUUUGAACUUUAUCUCCAAUCACUGGAAUUCACUUAGCUGGGCUUGCAGUCUUUGUGCUAAGUUAGACUAAACCUGUCCCAGUAGAAACCAGGAUGAGACGGAUGGUGACGGAGGGUUUAUCAUCACACUGUCACACUUCUGAACCUGACAGACCCUCUGUGUUUGUAGAAAAUGUUCUGAGGACAUGUUGAAGGUUGGGACUCGCCAUUUGUUUUGCAGUCUUCUGAGUCUCUUUUAUAAGUACAUAUUUGUCCUUGGUGGAGGCUGUUUGUUGCUAAAGACUUCAGCGUUUGUCCUAUCAUGGGUGGGACAGCAGAUAUUUACAGCCUGCACCCAGUGAUGAAAUAUAUCAUGUAAUGCAUUAUUAUUAUUUUCACGUUAUUUUCUUUCAGUCAUCAUAUUUUUUGUUAUUAUUAUUUAUUAGUGUUGGUGAAUGGGAAAGUUUAUCUUGAGGUGUACGUGCUACAACAGGGAAAUUAUCUUUUUUUUUUUUUAAUUUUAU